CCGAGUACACGCCGCAUCCUCUCACUCUCCUCCUCUGUCUCCGGUCUCUGUGCUGCUGCCAUGACUCUGUGCUCCUCUCUGCUGCUCUGACACCUGGGCUCCUCCUCACCUGUUCAGCUCUCACAUCCAGCCUGCGCCCUCCCUCCUCUUCACCCUCAGCACCCACCAGGCUGGCAUCUUCACCUGCCAGGGCACAGCGGCCAUGCCUUUUGGAUGUAUCAGUGUCCGCAAUGAGAAAACGUAUAACUGCUUCUCGGAUAUCACAGACAAGUAUGAGAUUGGUCAGCUGCUCUGUGCAAAGGAGUUUUGCGAAAUAUGCCUCGCCCGAGAGAUGCAGACUGACCGCGUCUACGUCUGCAAAAAAUUCAUGAAAAAAGAUGGCCGAAAAGUGAGGAGAGCGGCAAAGAAUGAGAUAAUGAUACUGAAAAUGGUGAACCAUCCAAAUAUCCUGCAGCUGAUCGAUACUUUUGAGACCAAGAAAGAAUUUUAUAUUAUUCAAGAACUGGCCACAGGAGGAGAUGUUUUCGACUGGAUCCUGGAGCAAGGCUAUUACUCUGAGAAAGAUGCCAGUAAUGUGAUCCGCCAGGUUCUGGAGGCUGUCGCAUAUCUACACAACCUCCAUAUCAUCCAUCGAAACCUAAAGCUGGAGAAUUUAAUGUAUUACAAUCAGGAUAAUCACUCCAAGGUUGUCCUGCGAGACUUCUACCUGUCAUGCUUCGAGAGCGGAGAAAUUACAGAACCCUGCGGAACCCCUGAGUACUUAGCCCCUGAGGUGGUGUCCCGACACAGAUAUGGCCGUCCAGUUGACUGUUGGGCAGUAGGUGUUAUUAUGUUCAUCCUCCUUUCAGGGAACCCUCCUUUCUAUGAUGAAAACGAAGAGGAAAAUAGCGAGAAUCACAACAGGAAAAUUUUCCGUAAAAUUCUGGCCUGUGAAUAUGAGUUUGAUUCUCCAUAUUGGGAUGUCAUCUCUGCAUCAGCGAAAGAUCUAGUGUCCCGUCUGAUGGAGACGGACCAGGAGCAAAGAAUCACGGCACAGGAGGCAUUAGGACACAUCUGGAUUUCAGGAAAUGCUGCUUCUGAGAGAAAUCUUAAAGAAGGCGUGUGUGCACAGAUUGAAAAGAACUUUGCUAAAGCCAAAUGGAGGAAAGCCAUACGAGUUACCACGUUCAUGCAGCGAUUGAGAGCUUCCGAGGGCACAGCUGGGCGCCUUCCUGUCACCCCAAGAUCAUCCAUGAGCGUGUCCCAUGAAGUCACUGUGGAAGCCUGUCCUUCUCCCCAGUCUUCCCCCUCUCAAAACAGCAUUCCAAAGGCCGAGUGGAAUCCCAACAGAGUUCUGCAAUCCACAGAGUGUGGAGGACAUUCGUCUGGGCACCCAGAGCUCGCUGGUCCUCCUUAGAGCCCACUCACUAUGGUCUUCCUUAGUGCUCACUCACUCCAUCCUUCCACACACAAACCAAAAUAACAUCUAGUUAAAGACAUUUAUGUCUUGCUAAUGACAAAGAACGUGGGCAACUUCACCACAGACGUCCUACAAAGUAUACGUGACCUUGGAAAAGGACCUUGGUUAGACCAAAGGGACGGACAGCCCCCCUGGGAGCAAACAAAUGACCAGAAGACAGAUUAUUGCCUUGCAGCAUGGAAACUGACCCCAGACAAGACCUUGUUUACUAUGUAACUUACUUUUUUCUUCUGGUAAAUAGUUUUAUAAACUGACAAAUCCACAAACGCCGCACAACCUGGUUACUUUACGCCGAUUCAUGGACAUGUAUCCGAAACGAAUACCCAAUACAGCAAAGCCCACCAUUGAGGGUCUCCGGCAGACCUGCUGUUCAGACUCCAUGUCCUUCCUAUCUUCCAACCUAGUUCUGGGUGGGUGACCUGUUGCAUGUCAUCUGCAUGUUUAUAUGUUUUAGUUUGGACUGGAUACCCUUACUCACAGAGGCCGGUACCCUGGCAGUAAGGGAGGAUUUAAACCAAUAAAGAGAAAGUAACAAACCUUCAACCAUCUGUGCAUCAUUACAGCUCUCAUAAUGCAUUGCAAAGCAGAACAGGUGGUUCAUGGUUAAUAGUUACUGGCAAGGAAAUUGGGAUAUAAAAAAAUAAAUUGAUAAUAUUAGACCAUAAAAAAAAAUAUUGGACCACCACUGGAUCUAUCCAUCGGGAUACUUCUUGGAAUCAUAUAAAGCAUAUGGCCAACAUGUUGGAUACAUUAGAGAGCAUUAUUGUGCAUAUUUAAAGUGUACCUGUCAUCUGCAAAAACGUUUUAUACAAUGUAGAUAAUGCCAUGAUAACAUACAUUGGUUAAAAAAUGCUGUUCCUGCAGCUGUG
Hyla sarda is the source of this 2328-nucleotide messenger RNA. Its product is annotated as caM kinase-like vesicle-associated protein. The record is from RefSeq and is a predicted model, not a curated record. The transcript has 11 exons. NCBI's taxonomy places the organism in Eukaryota, Metazoa, Chordata, Amphibia, Anura, Hylidae. Gene Ontology annotation, cellular component: intracellular anatomical structure. Gene Ontology annotation, biological process: peptidyl-serine phosphorylation. Gene Ontology annotation, molecular function: calcium/calmodulin-dependent protein kinase activity; calmodulin binding; ATP binding. The coding region runs from base 203 to 1396 and encodes 397 amino acids.